AUGGCAACUCCUAAUAAAAGGAGAAAAAGUAGUGAACUCUGGUUACACUUUGAAGAAAAUGAAAAUAAAAUGGCGAAAUGUCGAUACUGUUAUCAAAAUUUAAGUUUUAAAACAUCCGUAACUAAUUUAAGAAAGCAUUUAUCGUUAAAACAUCCCACUGUAGUCGUUUCACCGUCAGAUGCAACCAGUACCGAUUCAGCCUUAGCCCAAACUAAAAAUUCAACAAAUGGAAAGGCUAUGCCCUCGUCAAAUGGGACAGUUUUGGUCACUACAGCGGACGAGGCAUCAACAAGCUUUAGUGUUUCAAAUUGUUUGAUUCCGAAUAAAGUUCACACACUUUACCAAGAGAAAGUACAUAAUUUUGUAAGAAAAAAAGUUACUCCCGUUAUGAAAAAGCGCUACGAUGAACUCCUUAUGGGAUUAUUUAUUAAAGAUUAUCAACCAUUCUCCAUAGUUGAGGAUGAAGGGUUCAAAAACUUUGUGGCAGCAUUGGCUCCAGAUUACAGUUUGCCAGGGCGAAAAUAUUUAUCAGACUCUCUACUUCAUGAAAUGUACAAUAAAUGUUAUGAAAGUACACGGGAACAGAUGAAUCAAGUAAAAAAGAUAUGCUUGACAACUGAUCACUGGACGUCUACGGCAAAUGAGAAUUAUAUGGGCAUAACUGCACAUUUUAUAGACGAAGAUUUCAAAUUGCGUUCCAAAUUAAUUAAAUGUAUAAAAUUUGAAGGUGAACAUACUGCUGUACAGAUUGCCGCUGAAAUGAAACGCACCGCCGAAGAAUGGAGUUUGCUAGAUAAAAUACUCAUAGUCAUUACUGACAACGCUUCUAACAUUACUAACGCAGUAACCAAGGAAUUGAUGUGGAAACAUUUCGGUUGUUUUGCGCAUAAAUUAAAUCUUGUUGUACGCAGUGCUCUGAAAUCCGAAACGUUAAUAAUUGAGAAAGUAAAAACCAUAGUGAAUCAUUUCAAAAGAAGCCCACAAGCGACAGAAAAACUGUUAAAGGCUCAAAGGCAACUAGGGAAUGACAAUCCGUUAUGUGUAAUACAAGAUGUCGAAACGCGUUGGAACUCAACAUAUCACAUGAUUCAACGGCUUGUAAAAAUCCAAGAAGCAAUUCGUAGUACCGUCGCUAAUUUAAACGCACCAAAAAUAAAUAUGUUGUCGGAGACGGAAUGGAAAAUCUGCGAGGAAAUCUGUAUAUUGUUGAAGCCUUUCGAAGAAGCUACUUUGGAAGUUAGUGGUGAGAAUUAUUUAACGGGCAGCGUAAUUAUAGGAAUUGCAAGAGGUCUAAAUUCCGUUACCAAAAAGGCUAUUAAUUUAAACUACUGCGAAAAUUCAACAAAUUUUGCCGAUCAGCUUGUUGCUGGUUUAGAACAGCGUUUUCCAGAUUUGGAAAAAAGCAGAACAAUCGGUGUAUGCACGUUUCUGGACCCUCGUUUCAAAUUAUAUAUAUUUGAAAAUCAAGAACAUGCCCAAGAUAUAAAAAAACAAGUAAUUAACUUAGUGACCGCUAUUAUUAAUGUAAAAACUGCAGAAGCAAGCACUGGCCGACAACAACCACGGUUGGAAGCAAAAAAAGAAACCGACAAUAGUACUGAAAAAAAUGUACUGUCAUACUGGGCAGAGUUUGACAAUAAAAUGGCCGAUCUUAUUCCUAAGGGGACAGCUACGUCUCAGGCUAUUUUGGAGGUCGAUAGGUACUGUAACGAUACCAUCAUUUCCAGAAAGGAUGAUCCACUGCUGUGGUGGAAAAAUAAUCAACAACUCUAUCCGAAUUUGGCGGAUUUGGCAAGAAAACAGCUUUGUAUGGUCGCAACUAGCGUACCUUGUGAACGACUGUUCUCCAGAAGUAGCCUGAUAAUUAGUGACAGAAGAACACGACUUUCUGCUACAAAAGUUAACAAGUUACUUUUUUAA
Messenger RNA from Acanthoscelides obtectus, 1920 nucleotides. Lineage: Eukaryota; Metazoa; Arthropoda; Insecta; Coleoptera; Chrysomelidae. The record is from the annotation of a GenBank genome assembly.